AUGAGGUUCGACCCAAUCUUUACGCCGUUCUUCCUUUUCCUUGGAACUCUUGGAAGUGUCGCCCCUCGAGGUGGCUACAAGGUCGCUCUGCCUUCCUGGACGGUCGAGAUCGUACCAGGGAGGACUGUUGUGCUUAAUGGCACCAUCCAACAGGUUCAAGCCCAACUGAAUAGGAUGAAUCUGAGUCGGACCGCACAUGUUCCAGAAACCGAUAAUAGCACUCUUCAUAGCCGCCAUGCUAGUGAAGGCACCUUUUCCUUCCCUGGCUACAUCCAGAGUUUCUGCAACGUCUUCCCGAAAGCCGACCCCAAAAAUCUGUUCUCCAGCAUUAGAAUGUUGAGAGAUGACGAUGCAAACAAAAAGGAGCCGACUUUGGGUCCUGGUCCCAACCUGUGCUCAAAAAUAAGCUGCCAGAAUUGGGCUGCAGUGUGGUGGUGCAACGAUAAUUCGACACCAAUGACGCUCAGCAGCGCAAAUAGCGUCGCCGACGGUGCCGACUAUAUCAUGGCAGAAUGUGGAGGGUCGAAAUCCGACUACAGCGGACAGGUAUUCCAUCCCACUGGUUGGAACGUGGUGCUCAGAUAUAGCAACUGUGAGGAUCCGAAAUAG
Drechmeria coniospora is the source of this 609-nucleotide messenger RNA. RefSeq lists its product as uncharacterized. The record is from RefSeq and is a predicted model, not a curated record. Bases 1 to 609 code for a protein of 202 amino acids. NCBI's taxonomy places the organism in Eukaryota, Fungi, Ascomycota, Sordariomycetes, Hypocreales, Ophiocordycipitaceae. The transcript is spliced from 3 exons.